UGAGAUUAUUUCAUUUGGUAAAAGUGUUUGUUUGUUUGAAAUAUUUUGUCCUUGAUUAAAUUUAAUUAGCUAAUUAAAAAUGUCUCAACAAUUUGCAGAUAUGGCCAAUAAAUUUGGCAAAGGUGGUCCUAAAGGUCUUGGUCUUGGUUUGAAGCUUUUAGCAGCUACUGGUGCUUUAGGUUAUGGUCUAACUAAAUCAGUCUACACCGUUGAAGGAGGUCACCGUGCCAUCAUUUUCAGUCGAUUAGGUGGUAUUCAAAAUGAAAUCUAUCCUGAAGGUCUUCAUUUUAGAAUACCUUGGUUUCAAUAUCCAAUCAUUUACGACAUUCGAUCACGGCCCAGAAAAAUUUCUUCACCAACUGGUAGCAAAGAUUUACAAAUGGUCAAUAUUUCAUUAAGAGUCUUGGCUCGACCUGACGCUGUCAAGUUACCGGAAAUGUACAGAAUGUUAGGAACCGAUUAUGAUGAAAGAGUUUUACCAUCAAUCUGUAAUGAGGUUCUUAAAAGUGUUGUGGCCAAAUUCAAUGCAUCCCAGUUGAUUACACAGCGUCAGCAAGUAUCACUUCUUGUUCGUAAGGAGCUUAUAGACCGAGCCAAAGAUUUCAAUAUUAUUCUGGAUGAUGUUUCAUUGACUGAAUUAAGUUUCAGUAAGGAAUAUGCUGCUGCUGUUGAAUCUAAGCAAGUCGCCCAACAGGAAGCUCAACGAGCCGCAUUCAUCGUUGAACAAGCCAAACAAGAGAGACAACAGAAGAUCGUUCAAGCGGAGGGAGAAGCCGAAUCUGCUCUUAUGUUAGGUGAAUCCAUUGCCAAGGAUCCUGGCUACCUCAAGCUUAGGAAGAUUCGAGCUGCCCAACAAAUCGCAAAGACGGUCGCUAGUUCACAAAACAAGGUUUAUCUCAACUCUGGUUCUCUUAUGCUCAAUAUUGCUGAUAAGGAAUAUGACAUUACAGCUGAUACAAUUAAACCUGGUAAAAAAUAAUGGAACCUUGUCAAAUGUUAGAUGUUAAUUGAUAUAAAAAACGAUCACAAUCAAAGAAACAAAAAAAAAUAAUAGUCUAUUCAUCUUUAGUUUACCAAGAAACUUACACAUACACACAAAAAAAUUAACUGUUGUAUUUCCUACCACUUAAUUGUCAAUUAAACACUUUUUUCGUCUAAUUCUUCCAUUAUUGUAAAACAUUAAUUGUGUCAAUUCUUAGAUUUAGUUUCUGCCAAUUAAAUUUUCUAAUUAAUUUUAAA
Messenger RNA from Panonychus citri (citrus red mite), 1239 nucleotides. It is a transcript of the gene Phb2, whose product is annotated as prohibitin-2-like. The transcript is spliced from 6 exons. Gene Ontology annotation, biological process: mitochondrion organization. Gene Ontology annotation, cellular component: mitochondrion; membrane. The record is from RefSeq and is a predicted model, not a curated record. Lineage: Eukaryota; Metazoa; Arthropoda; Arachnida; Trombidiformes; Tetranychidae. The coding region runs from base 80 to 979 and encodes 299 amino acids.